AUAUAUACAAUUUCUCCAUUAAACUAUUCAAACAUCUAUCGCAACUUUCAGAGAGCUUCAGGCGAAUUUUUCUGUUGCAAGUUGAUUGAGUUCCUCCAUGUCCAAGAUGAUGUUGAGAUCCAGCAAGCCGCCGCUUCCGAGAUCUCCGAUUCGUCUUCGCUCGCGCCGUGCCCUCCGGUCUACCACAAACACCCUUCAAACUCCUCCAGGUUCAUUGACAAAAUCCCAGUUGCCUAAUCGUCGGAGUGACCUUGAAGAAUGGGAGAUGCGUCCGGAAUACCAUACCAUUUCCUGUGAGCUCCGGGCGCUGGCAAAGAUGGUGCAGCAAGAAAUUGGCAAUGGCGAUGGGGGCAAUCCCGGGAAUGAGGAAUACUCAUUGAAACCGAGAAGCCCUUUGUUUGAGAGGGGGAGGCUCUAUGAAGAGUACUCCGCCAGGAGGAAUGAGAGGCUGAAGAGAAAGAAGUGCGGCGAAGAGAAGGCGGCGGUUUAUGGUCUUGGUGUGAGAGUUGAGUCUGUUAAGAAAAGGGGGGUGCCAAAUGUGGUGGUGCAGAGUGGCCGGAAGACAGUUCCGGCGACUCCCAUGACGGCGCAGAGAGGAGGAGAGAAGCCGAGGUAUAUGCUGAGAAGCAUGACAACAAGCAAGGAGAACAAGAAGCCUGCUUAUCUGGCUAUGAGUGUUGAGAAAUCUGUUGGGGGUGUAGAGAAGAAGAAGACUGCAGUUAGAAGGUCCAGGAAAAUUUGAUUUUAAAGAUGUCCCCCUUUUGUUCUUUUCUGCCUUUUAAUUUUGUGAUUUCUGGAGUCUAUUGCUGCUUGCUAUUUGUUGUAAAUUGGGCUAUAUGAUGAUCAUAUGGAUUUAGGAUGACAAGCUUUGAAGAGGCUAUAAGUCUCAUAGCUUCAAUACAAUUUCAGUUUUUAGGCAUUGGAGCUAUA
Messenger RNA from Ipomoea nil (Japanese morning glory), 930 nucleotides. RefSeq lists its product as uncharacterized. The transcript has 3 exons. Lineage: Eukaryota; Viridiplantae; Streptophyta; Magnoliopsida; Solanales; Convolvulaceae. The coding region runs from base 98 to 742 and encodes 214 amino acids. The record is from RefSeq and is a predicted model, not a curated record.